AUGCCUGGCAUAAAGGCAAACCUUGAAGAUGGAAGUUUGCCAUUGGAAAUCUUGCACAAGUUUUUGUCGGAUGAAAUAUUCCAAUAUAUAGCAGACGGAAUGAUUGACUAUGCUGAAAACCAUCCCCAGCAUGGUGGUGGUUGGUUUCCAACUACAGGGGACAAAAUCAAAGUUCUACUGAUACUGAUGGAUAUCAUGAAGAAAGCAACACUAGUGUCAUACUGGAAUUGGGAUCCAGCCAUGUUCACACCUUUCUUUCUGGAAACGAUGCCACAUAAUCGAUUUUUGAUGCUUCUUCAAAAUCUACAUUUCAACUUAGGCAAGAACAAAGAUGACAGGCUGCACAAAAUAUGUCCUAUCAUUGACGAAGUGGCUGAAAAUUUCAGAACGAUGUAUGUCCCAAUGAAGGAUUUCAUGGAAGAGGAAGAGAGUCCACCUUGGAAUCCAUGCCAGAAGGAUAAACAAGGAGAUAUCAGAUUUCUUCAACAUCAGCUGCAGAAUGGUAGAAAAGGUUGUAAAGGAGCUGGAAGAUUCAACUAUGAGGCAACAACAGAGUUGAAAACCCUGAUUGAUGAUCUGACACCAUCAGAACACUGA
Molecule: messenger RNA, 597 nt
Organism: Octopus sinensis (East Asian common octopus)
Lineage: Eukaryota; Metazoa; Mollusca; Cephalopoda; Octopoda; Octopodidae
Exons: 2
Coding region: 1-597 (198 amino acids)
Source: RefSeq, a predicted model, not a curated record